AUGCACCGAGGCGGCUCGAAUAGCGACUUCGAUGCCAUUGAGCGAAACACGCGCCGGCAGGUCUUCUGGUCGGUUAUCCUCGGUCGACCCACGGUCAUUGACGAUGUCGAGAUGAAGAUGAGAGUCCCAGAUACGUCCAUGCUCGAAGAGCAAGGAAUGUCUGCAGAUUUCUUGAACCUCGGCUUCGAACUUACCCAGCUGUCCUACAGGAUCCGUCAAAGAGCAUAUUUUGAUCCAAUAACGGCAGAAGAACGCUCUCCCACAUUACAGGUUGCCGUCAACCUGCUGAGAGAGUGUGACGACUUCUACGCGAGGGUCCCGCGAUAUUUCUUACCUGACUUGACCUUCCCGGCUCCACCAGGCCAAAAAGUCAAGAUCUUGCUACUCUUUGUGUACUACUACCACACUCGAUGUAUCGUCUCCCGUGAUUUUCUGAUAAUAAAGGUGGAAAGAGAUAUAGCAUACAUGGAAAACAGACUGCCACCUAUUUCGGAAAACUGGGAUACGACAUUUGCCCUGAGCGAUGACUGUGUGGAAUCCGCGCAUCAAAGUCUUCGAUGUGUCCUGGCUGGUCGGGAGUUUGGAAUGAUCGGAUACUCGUACGUGGACCUCUUUUUCAUUUUCCAUUCGGUCCUCAUUGUUUGCGCCGAUUUUCUUGCGCGCCCAAGAGAACAGCAAAUCUCAGCCAAGGACCAGGAGAGGAGAGACACGGUGCGCGCCAUGCUCGAUCACGUCCACGCAAUGAAGAGUCUUGCCCCAACAUACGGCACCCUCAAGGCCAUUGCGAUGCAAUUCGCCGGCAUCACCGGCGUGUACGAGGAGCCCGUCACGCCAGACAACCCUCCAACUCAGACACCGGGUCAAUCAACAGAGGAGCAAUCAGCGUCGGGCCAGGAUAGUGCCAUGUCAGAGAUCGGAACGCCGGACUUGGAGGAAGACUGGUUUGCUAGUGCCACGAAGAACCUAGGUCUAGACUUCUCCGACCUCAAUCAACUCUCUGGCGGCGCGCAUCAGGUUGCACAACCUGGCGAUAUUGGCUUCUCGAGAUACGCGCAGCCAAUGGCCAACCAGGUGGAUGACUGGACUGCGAGGACCCUGAGAGGGAUGCACAAUUUUGAUUGA
This is a messenger RNA of Parastagonospora nodorum SN15, 1122 nucleotides long. RefSeq lists its product as hypothetical. The transcript is spliced from 2 exons. The record is from RefSeq and is a predicted model, not a curated record. Lineage: Eukaryota; Fungi; Ascomycota; Dothideomycetes; Pleosporales; Phaeosphaeriaceae. The coding region runs from base 1 to 1122 and encodes 373 amino acids.